AUGCGCGAGUACCGGUACGGCGAGGACGAGCAUGAGCCCCAGCCGGGGUGCGGGGAGGGGGCGGGGCAGGCGGCGGCGAACUGCGCGGCGGUGUGCUGCUGCUGCCCGCUGGCGCUGCUCGACGUCCUGCUGCUCGUCACCGUCCGGCUCCCCGCGGGCGUCAUGCGGCGGGUGAGGAGGAGGCGCCACCGCCACCGCGGCCGGGGAGGUGCCGGAGCCGGAGCCGGAGCCGGAGCCGACAGGAAGAAGCCGGCCUCCACGGCGGCGGCGGCGCCCGCGUCGCCGUCGGGAAGCAGCGGCAAGGCGAUGAUCGGCGCGGCCUCGUCGACGCUAGAUAUCGAGGAGGAGGAGGCGCGCGGCGAGGCAGAGUCGGCGGAAGCGGCGUCGGAGCUGGAGCGCGAGAUCAUGAGCUCCCACUUCUACGGCGCCGGCUUCUGGCGCAGCGUCUCCUCCAGGUCCAGCUCCUCCUCCAUGCGCUACCAAUAG
Molecule: messenger RNA, 486 nt
Organism: Miscanthus lutarioriparius
Lineage: Eukaryota; Viridiplantae; Streptophyta; Magnoliopsida; Poales; Poaceae
Source: the annotation of a GenBank genome assembly